CAGCUGUUGGAAUAGCUCCACCUUACGUUAAUAGUAUUUAGUUGAAAAAGUAUCUUUCAGUUUGCAAAUACUUUAAAACACAUAAAACGCACGGAUAAAAAGCCGUUUAUUUAAUUUUAAUAGUUCUUACUUUUUACGAUGUCGUCUUUUACAUCCACAAGUUGUAGGGCAUGUCUAAGAGAAUCAUUGGAGGAAUCUUAUUUUGAAAUGAAUAAACAAUGUUAUUUCUCAUCAGAUGAUCGCAAUUUUGUGGAUAUUUUUAAUUUUUGCACACAUCUUCAAGUAAAACUAAAUGAUGGAUUUCCCCAAAGGAUCUGCAAAGAGUGUGCUCAAGAUUUACAACAAACUUAUGAAUUUUUACAACGGGUCUUGUCAAGUGAUAAGAAAUUAAACAUUUUAAAACGAGAUAAUAAAGUUUAUUGUCAUGAUGAUGAUGUUACGAUUAAAGAUCCUUUAGAAAAUGCUACAGACAAUGAAGAUACUUUUGAUAAUGACAAUAAAUCUGAAAUUAUUGAAGAUAAGAAUAAAGAUGAAUAUUAUCGUACUUUAUUAGAUAACGUUGAUAAUACUGUUGAAGAUCCCCACCACCAGCACAAUAACAGCACUCUUAACUCCCCUUAUCAUAGUGACAGCAGCAGUAGUAAUGAUAAAGUUGAAGGCGAUUUUUUCAAGUCAGUAGAAUCACAAAUUUUUCCCACAGGUCGUUUAAAAUGUAAAAUCUGCAACAAGGCUUAUUUCACCAAUAUUGGUCUUGAAGCUCAUAUGGAUGUACAUUUACCUAAGGGAAAAACGAUUACUAAAUCUUCAUUAAUAGUUGGCAAAUAUAUAAAAAAUAAGAAGAAAAUCUUAAAGAAUACUGAUAUUUCAGAUGAUGAUGAAGAAAAUACCAAUGAACAGAGUGCUAAGACGAAAUUGCCAAAACCAAAGAAAAUGUUUCCUUGUGAAGUUUGUGGUAAACAAAUGAUAUCUGCUUCUAAAUUAAGAUAUCAUAUGGUAAUGCAUACCGGCGAAAAGGACUAUUUAUGUACAAUGUGCCCUAAAGCUUAUUCAACGAUAUAUGCCCUUAAACAUCAUAUGCGCGCCCAUACAGGAGAACGUCCGUAUGAGUGUAAGUUCUGUGGUGAUCGUUUCCUACGACCAACAACACUAAAAAGUCAUAUGCGUCGUCAUACCGGGGAACGGCCGUACGGUUGUGAUAUAUGCGGCAAACGUUUCAUACAACACUCAUCAAUGGCAACACACAUGAAACUCAAUCAUAUGGAUAAAACUAUACCCUGUCCGUAUUGUGAUAAAAAAUACGCCCGACAAACUGACCUAAAUACACAUCUGUUAAGUCAUAGUGGGGAUAAGCCAUUCGCUUGUCAAAUGUGUUCAAGUCGUUUUACACGACAAUCCAAUCUAAAUAAACAUAUGAAUCAACAACAUUAUGGUGACAAUCAUAAUUCGGGAGAUAAAAAAUCUAAAAAGAAAAGUACAAAGGAUGUGGUCAGUAAUGAAGUUAAACAGCAAACGGAGGGGAAUGAUAAUAAAAAUUUACUAAAAGAUGAUUUUGUCGUCAUAGAAGAACCAACUUGUUCCUCGCAUUUAAAUCCUACCACCCUUAAGACGCAAGAAACUGAAUCAUCAUCCAUUAGCAGUUUUCAACAAAUGACAGUCAUUACAAAUGCACCGCCUGAUGACCAAUUAAAUAAUUGGGACUGGCCUAAUCAGACUUAAAGUUCUACUUAAACUAUCCAAUAUGUGCCUUAUUAAUAUCCAAAUGUAAUCUUCAAUCUAUUUUUAAUAUACUACCAAUAUAUAACUUUUUGCAAAAGAAAUAAUUUUGUAGUUAUCCUUAAAUAUUAAAACAAUAUUACUCACUUGGUUAAAACUCCGUGUUUUUGCUUCAUUGAAAAACAACUUUUAUUUAGGAUUAUCAAUAUUUUUUUUUUUUUUUUUGCAAUAUAUUUACUUAUUUACAUAAAUUUAAUUGUAAUUUUUUUCAGUUUUUUUAUAUAAUUUUUUCAUGUA
Molecule: messenger RNA, 2010 nt
Organism: Lucilia cuprina (Australian sheep blowfly)
Lineage: Eukaryota; Metazoa; Arthropoda; Insecta; Diptera; Calliphoridae
Product: zinc finger protein 560-like
Exons: 7
Coding region: 139-1716 (525 amino acids)
Biological process (GO): regulation of DNA-templated transcription
Cellular component (GO): nucleus
Molecular function (GO): zinc ion binding; RNA polymerase II cis-regulatory region sequence-specific DNA binding; DNA-binding transcription factor activity, RNA polymerase II-specific
Source: RefSeq, a predicted model, not a curated record